Molecule: messenger RNA, 571 nt
Organism: Cydia amplana
Lineage: Eukaryota; Metazoa; Arthropoda; Insecta; Lepidoptera; Tortricidae
Exons: 3
Coding region: 38-571 (177 amino acids)
Source: RefSeq, a predicted model, not a curated record
UUGUGUAUGUAGAUUUGCUGAAUGACCAGGGUCGUGAAUGUUUAAUACCUACUAUAAAAGGAGGGGGCGAGAUGUCCAAAGCAUCAGUAGCUCUGUGUCUUCAGACGAAUCUACCAACAUGAAAUCUUUCGCUUGCGUCGUCCUCCUCGCGGCCGCCGCCCUGGCCGCCCCCGGCACCCAGGGGCAGCGCGACAAGCGCGGCUACCUGUCCGGCCGGUCGUCGGGCCACCACGGCUACAGCCUGGACUACGCGCCCGCCAUCUCCUACAGCCUGCACGCGCCGCUCCACGGCCUGAGCAUCGCGCCGGCGCACAAGAUCGUCUCCUACGACAAGGUCGUGCAUGAACCUAAGGUUGUGAGCGUCAAGAAAAUAGUGUCGGUCCCGAAGUUGGUUAGCGUGCCCAGGGUGGUCUCCGUCUCCAAGAUCGUACAGGAACCCCUCAUCUCCUACAGCAGCAUCGGAUCUCACGGCAGCUUCGGAUCCAUCGGAUCCCACGGCAGCAUCGGAUCCUAUGGCAGCAUCGGAUCCAUCGGAUCCCACGGCAGCAUCGGAUCCCACGGCUGGUGGUGA